Molecule: messenger RNA, 804 nt
Organism: Xenopus laevis (African clawed frog)
Lineage: Eukaryota; Metazoa; Chordata; Amphibia; Anura; Pipidae
Product: urokinase plasminogen activator surface receptor-like
Exons: 5
Coding region: 1-714 (237 amino acids)
Source: RefSeq, a predicted model, not a curated record
AUGAGAGGAUUCCUUUUCGGAGUCUGCAUUAUCUCUGCUCUUACUGCAACAGGAUAUGAUGUUGGCUAUAAAACAAAUUCAUAUGACAUGAAGUGCAUGGAAAGCAAGAACUGUAAUAAAACUACGACAACAACAUUAUUAGGAUAUGAGUUUAAAGUCGUAACCUCUUGCUGUAAUACAGACAACUGCACUACAGAAGCAAACUGUGAAGAAAAUGACUUUGAAUUUAUAAGAAGAUGUGGAAAAGCUGCCGAGUGCAGUCGGGUUGGGACUUAUAGAAGCAACAGCAAGAAGUUUGCCAUUAAUACAACCUGCUGUAACUCCAGUAUGUGUGUUCCUCCUGUCCCCACAUUUCCCACCCAAGAAGCUACUGAAAACGGACUGUCCUGUCCAACAUGCUUUGCAUCAAACUCUAUCCGAUGUACAGAAGAAGACGCCAUGAAGUGUGUGGGGAAUGAGAAUCGCUGCAUCCACUAUGUGAAAAAUGAAUAUUUCAAAAACAAUUGGCAAGUUCAGUCUUUUUCUGGAUGUACCACAGACAGUAUCUGCAGACUUGGAUCAUCCACAAAACAAUUUUAUUAUUUGACAAAUGGAACUUUUAAAACUGUAACAAUGGAAAUGACGUGCAGUGGCAGCAUGAGAGUGACUGUUCAGUUCUUCUCCUACGUGGUCAUCAUAUUUGUAGGGCUAAGGACAAUAAUAGUUGCCUUGUAAACAAUCUCUGUAACCGACAAUAGGAAUUCAAUGUAGAAUUCUGUCUCACUGCCUUUAUAGACGUGUACUGUACAUCUCUUCUAUAGGAUG